CACGAGACGACGGAAGAACAGAGCUGCCAGAGCCCCGGUUUAUGUAAAGAGAAAAACCAUAGUAGGAAGCAGAAAUGGAAUAUUCCAGCUGUGAAUAUUCUACUGGAGACCUGUGUGUUGCACAGCCUGGGAAGAAGACGGGCUGUACUGAACACCCUGGGAAGGACAUGGACUGUGCUGAACGCCCUGGAACGGAGAUGAGCUGUCCUGAACACCCUGGGAAGAAGAGUGACAGCAGGCAGACCCAGACAACAGCCAUGGACCCGCAGCAGGAAACGUGUGAUGUGAACUUUCCUGGACCUGUCAACAAGUCAACCUCACAGGUACAGGCGAGCAAAGGUGAUAUGGGAAGGCACGUUGUUAAACACACCGGAGAAAAACCCUACAUGUGUGGGGGCUGUGGGUACAGGGCAGCUCGCAAGUCUUCUUUAUCCCAACAUUUGAGAACCCAUACAGGUGAAAAACCAUACAAGUGUGACCAGUGUAACUUUUCUGCAGCCCAGAAAGGCACCUUAAAUGAACAUAAAGCAAAACACACCGGUGAAAAACCCUACAUGUGUGAGGAGUGUGGGUACUGGACAGGUCAUAAGUCCCACUUAACCCACCACAUGAGAUCUCACACCGGUGAGAAACCUUACAUGUGUGGGGAGUGUGGGUACUGGACAGCUCAAAAGUCUCACUUAUCCCAACAUAUGAGAACUCAUACAGGGGAAAAACCCUACAAGUGUGACCAGUGUGACUAUUCUGCAGCACUGAAAGCCAAUUUGAAGAAACAUCUAGCAAAGGUGAAAAACCCUACAUUUGUGAGGAGUGUGGGUACAGGACAUUUGACAGCUCUGCCCUAUUCCGACAUGAUGAGGAAACAUACCGGAGAAAAACCCUACAAGUGUGACCAGUGUGAUUAUUCCGCUGCACACAAACUUUCUUUGGAUGUACAUUUAAUGAAACACACGGGUGAGAAACCCUACAUGUGUGGGAAGUGUGGAUUCAGAACAUCUCGCUGGUAUAACUUAAACCGACAUUUGAAAACGCAUAUAAAAUACUGGAACCAAAGUGACUGUUCUGGAACUCAAAUGUCUGAUUUGGACCCGUAGUUAGUUCGAGUGAGAAAUCCAGUAAACCACAGUAGUUAGACCCGAUUAUAAUUUCAUUAGGUUGGUAAAGCAAGAGAUAUUGGGAUUUUCUUAUGCACUUCUUGCCAUUAUAUGUAGGUGGCGCCUUUGAACGAGAACACAAUCCUAAACUUAGCCAUGUUUUGGACUAUC
Molecule: messenger RNA, 1265 nt
Organism: Branchiostoma belcheri (Belcher's lancelet)
Lineage: Eukaryota; Metazoa; Chordata; Leptocardii; Amphioxiformes; Branchiostomatidae
Product: zinc finger protein 239-like
Exons: 5
Coding region: 75-1094 (339 amino acids)
Source: RefSeq, a predicted model, not a curated record